CCACUAGUAGGAGGUGUGGAGUCAUGAGUUCAUAGUGCAACCACAUUCAGCACCCACGAGGAAGCUGGGCGCACAUUGAUGAUAUCACCACAGUAAUGCUGACGCUACUACAGCAGAGCUUGUGGCUCAACCAAAGUAUUAUCAGUAUCCUAAACGUUUUUCCAAAAUGAGCACAAUGUUUGCAGACACGAUCCUGAUUGUGUUUAUAUCUAUUUGCACAGCAUUAUUAGCGGAAGGAAUAACAUGGGUUCUGGUAUACCGCACAGACAAAUACAAGAGACUAAAGGCCGAGGUUGAAAAACAAAGUAAAAAACUGGAGAAAAAGAAAGAGACAAUUACAGAAUCAGCUGGGCGUCAGCAGAAGAAGAAAAUAGGUGAGAUCAUUAAAAUUAUUUUUGUCCGGAUGAAAUCAAUGUUUGCCAUUGGCUUUUGCUUCACUGCUUUGAUGGGCAUGUUCAAUUCCAUCUUUGAUGGUCGUGUUGUAGCCAAACUUCCAUUUGUCCCAUUGUCAUAUAUCCAAGGCCUCUCACACCGCAACCUCCUUGGUGAAGAUUACACUGACUGUUCCUUCAUCUUCCUCUACAUUCAACUAUCUAUCUAUCUAUCUCAGAACAUCCAGAAGAUGUUGGGUCUCGCCCCCUCCCGUGCCGCCACCAAACAGGCUGGAGGAUUUUUAGGACCUCCUCCACAAGCUGCCAAGUUUUCAUGAACAUUUGUAGAAACA
Molecule: messenger RNA, 724 nt
Organism: Cyprinus carpio (common carp)
Lineage: Eukaryota; Metazoa; Chordata; Actinopteri; Cypriniformes; Cyprinidae
Gene: tmco1
Product: transmembrane and coiled-coil domains 1
Exons: 6
Coding region: 167-709 (180 amino acids)
Biological process (GO): endoplasmic reticulum calcium ion homeostasis
Cellular component (GO): cytoplasm; endoplasmic reticulum membrane; endoplasmic reticulum
Molecular function (GO): calcium channel activity
Source: RefSeq, a predicted model, not a curated record